Messenger RNA from Sphaeramia orbicularis (orbiculate cardinalfish), 7523 nucleotides. RefSeq names its product shroom family member 2a (gene shroom2a). The record is from RefSeq and is a predicted model, not a curated record. Gene Ontology annotation, molecular function: actin filament binding. Gene Ontology annotation, cellular component: apical junction complex; cortical actin cytoskeleton; apical plasma membrane. Bases 2648 to 7204 code for a protein of 1518 amino acids. NCBI's taxonomy places the organism in Eukaryota, Metazoa, Chordata, Actinopteri, Kurtiformes, Apogonidae. The transcript is spliced from 11 exons. Gene Ontology annotation, biological process: actin filament organization.
ACAGUCAGUGGAUCUGACUAAAGUAUCGUUUGUUCUGAGGUCGUUACUUUACACUUUCACUAUAUCCACUGCUGCUUGUCUCCUUAUCUUUUCUAACAUGAGAAAUAUUUUCUCAUCACAUACAAGGCAUUACAAUUUAUGGGGAAGCUAACCCGUAGGGAACUAUAAUCCAAGUGUUUCAUUUCAGUUUUGGCACUGGUUCAGAGAGCCAAUUUCAUUAACUAUUAUUAUAUUACACUUUUAUGAAUAGCUCAUAGUGCAGUACAAAUCCCUACAGUUUAUCCUUACACUAUUAUUUUGUUGUUUGCGUUCUUUUGGGUUCCUCACAGCUCUGAUAAAUAACAGAGGAUGUAAAGGACCAUAUUAUAGUGAUGUAGCUCAGACUCUCCAUCUCAGACAAAGGCUUUCCAGGUGUUUCUGGGCUGUAGGUCAACACAGGCAGUCAGUGGCUUGACAGCUGGAAUGCCACUCAGCCCAGGAAUGCGCUGGUCAUUACACACUGCUCAUGGUUCACCUCUUUCACCUGAAACAUGACUGGACUGAUUGUAGGGUCUGCUGAAGAAAGCCUUUGUGAGACCUUCAUGGACUGGUGGAUUGUACCCACUCACCUGCAACUACAGGCUGGGUGCAUAGACCUCAGCAUUUUUCUGCCCAGUAGCUUUGUAUGUGAUGCUGCUCUAGUGUGAUAAAGAAAUCAUACAAUUGAUAUCCUCCGAAGGUCUGUUUGAAAAAUUCCUCAUUUGUGUUUAGUACAGGUGGGGUAUAAAACCAAGCUGUAAACAUGUGACUUUUACUCACACUGAUUUAUUUAAAAUCUGAAUUUCGGCAUAAUGGUAACAAAACCAACAGAAAUGGGAAGAGUUUGUAAUAUUUGACCAAGAAAAUAAUGUGUUUAACAUACCUUUCAGUGAAAUUCUUGUCUGGGUUGUAUGGCUGAUUGGUUUCCUCACAAUAGAUCACUGUGAAUUGUAUUGCCUCCUAUCAGCUUUAGGUUGCAACCAUUCUUUGCUAAUCUUCUUGCCCGUCACCAGACCUCUUACUGUUAUGCCAGGAAGCAAGUUUUAAUAAGAAAAACCUGUGGGUCAGUCAAGGAAAACGAAUUCCCUGUUUAUGCCAAUUAGCAUAGUCACAAUAUAAAAGCAGCAGGUGAGAGAAGUAUUAACUAUUAACAUUUUUAACAAGCAGUUGCAUAGUUACAGUGGCAAAAACACAUCUGUUCUGGUUACUUUGAUCCCCAAACCAAAUCAGAUAAAGACUUUGCUUUAUGUGCUGUAAAGUGUUUUCCAUAGCGUUGUUAUUUGGUGCAGUGUAAAGUUAUAACUUUACAUAUCAGAGCUCAUUACAUGGUUUUAUUCAAACCAAACAGCUGUUGGCACUCUGACAUUGCUUAUUAUUUCCUACACAAAACCAGAUCCCAUCAAAUGUGAUGACUUGUAUAAUAGCAUUAAAGUGCAGAAGACAGCAUCAUAAAAUUUUAUCACUCUGUGUUUAAUGCUGAGGACUGAAGGAAUAGGAGAGAAGAAACCAGUCUGUAAAGUAAAAUCACAAGCAGGAGACCGUUAACAAAUAUUUGAAAAUGAUAUACAUUUGCAAUAAAAGUCUUGUCAACUAUCAGGAUAACUCAAAAAUAAAAUGUUGUUAAGAUGCUUUUAAGCUGACUGCCAAAUUAAUUAAAUGUACCCAUACUAAAUGCAAUGUACAUGUUGCAUUUGAGUGAAAGUUUGUAUAAAAUGAUUGCAUGGAAGUCAGACUGUGGUUCAUUGUGUGUUAUUUAAAUCCCAUUUGACUAAACUUUUUAAACUAAAAUUGUAUGCAUUUGGUGGUGUGUUCUUUAUACUCUGACAGUUUCCAUAAAAAUAGAUUAGAAAAAAUUGCCAUGAUUGCUAGAUUGUCAGUACACAGCCCUAUACUACAUAGAACUGUAAUUACAAACAACUUGCUGUCAUAUAAAAAUGUUACAUGUUCAAAAAAAUCUGAAUUUGAAUACUAAGUUAUAUUUUCUGUGCAUUCCUGAUAUUUCUGAUUGUCCGGUUGUAAUGCUCAUUAUCAGGGUUUUCAGGAAAUAGGGUGGCUUUGCACCCUACAGAUCAACCUGUUGCCAUAGUAAUGGAAGAAAUGCAUGUCUGCCUCACAACAGGGGAGACGGGAAGGGAAGAGUCCGGCAUUUCAUCCCAUGAUUAGCAUAUUAGCUCUUAGAGCCAAUGAGACGAGGCAAGGUACGGGAACUCUCCAAGGGGACUGGCUGUGACAAUAGCCCUCCUCCCUCUCUGUACACUCUUCCACCCCCUUUCAGGGGCAAAACCUCAGUAAUCCCGAAGGAAAUCUCCCCACAGUUAAAACUAAUUCCAGCUGGAGAACUUUUAGAAAAGGCCAUAAUGUGUGGAAUAUUAUGUUUGACUUGUAAGAGGUAGACUGUUGUUUUAGGGCAGUGUGAUGCUGGAUGCUCAGACUUCAGCGGCCUGCAUGUCUUUUUAUUUUGGCCCGUCUUUGAAGUGUCUGUGGAAUGUGGUGCCUGACCAGCACACGGCAACAAUCGGCCUCAUUUUGUUGUCCAAGCUGAGUUCCAGUCUAGUUGUAUUCUGGCUCUUCUGGAUAACUCUUUUCAACCUUAAAUCUGUUUUAACUUCUUCAUCCAGAUGUUUGGAAAAUGAAAAUGGUGGAUAUUGUAGCUCACAAAAUGCCCUCAGAGAAUGACGUGCAUGUGGCGAGAAGCUUUCUUACGAAGAUUUUGCGAAGUUCAAUGAGAAAGAACCGUUUUAAAGGACGGAACGAACCCAUAAGCAGGCCUCACUCCUGGCACUCAACCAAGUUCAACGAUAGCCAAUCGGAGACUGCCAAAACACAGUCCCCACCCACACCAGUCUGGCACACCAGAUAUGAUGCAAGCUCAUCCUCAGCUGAUCUCUCCACUGGCUGGGAGCAGACAAACCUGCGCAGAGUGUCUGACCAGUUCAGCUCUCAUGGCAGUAUGGACAGUCUAGAGCAUGUGUCACACCCUUACCCUGCUGGUCACCUGUCGCCUGCCAAGUCUAACAACAGUAUGGAGCACCUUGGAGGAGGGAAAAGAGACUCGGCAUACAGCUCCUUCUCCACCAGUUCUGGCACACCUGACUAUACACUCUCAAAGAGCAAUGCUGCUUCAACAGAGAAUGUGCUGUAUAAAGUCAAUCAAUGGGACGCAGGAGGAAAGCACAGCAACAACAGAAACAGCCAGAAUCUGAUGGAGGGAGUGAGACAAGAUGAGAGAGUGGCAUACUUUCAGAUGCCAGGCUGCGAUCAGACUGAAGACCAGGCUGGAUCCCGUCACUCCACUUCCAGUAGAUCCAGCUAUGGACCAGUUUGGCAUGUCCCUGAAAAAAAGAAAACUGCCUCCCCCUCCCCACCGCCCCCAGCUCCACCUGCACGCAGCGAUAGCUUCGCUGCCACAAAGGUACAUGAAAGAGGCCUCAUAAUAGCUCACCCCGAAGGACCUGAUCCACAUGGAAAGACCUCAACUGAAAACCGCCGCAGCUACAAUCUAUCCCCGAAAAACGACGACAGUUUCUACAGUUCUUCUGAUAAAUGUGUCCACAACCAGUUCAGUUCUAACAAGCAGCACUCCCUGUCCAGCAGCGAUGUUCGGCAAGGUCAGACUCACCAUCAGAGACACAGUGACAAAAGCACUUUCUAUUCACAGCCUUGGACAACAUCUGUACCAAAGCCACAGAAUGUAGGUGGCUACUAUUCUAGCAUGCAGGAACUGCCCACUAAUGGUUCUGCUCAACACUUUGGUCAGAACCAUAGAAGAAACUUGAGCACCUCCCUGUCUAUAACUGCAACCGAUCAAAACACUGACAGCGGACACAGCCGAUAUUACUGUGUCACAACGUGUCAGCCCGGACAGCAGCCAUUUUCUUCAAGCAAACCAGAUGACAGGAAAAGUGAUGUGGGACAGACUGGUACAGAGCGUAACUCUCUGAGUCCACAGACGGUCAGCAAAGUAAAGUAUAAUCUGGCCCAGCAACAGCACUCCUCACAAAGUAAAGACAGUAAUGGAUACAGUAAGCACCAAGUUACCACUGUAGUAGAAACCUGUGUACCUAAACAUGACGACAGAGGAAACCAGGGAGGGCACAACACACAAAGCGCAGAGUACAUGACUUAUCUUCCUGGUAGACAGUCAGAACAGCGGCGGUCUUUCCCACUGCAGCACAGGGAAUCGUCCCAAGACCCAAGACAUCAAGUAAACAGUAAGAUCUGCCCACAGGCAACCCCAAUUCUUCAUUCUCUGUCCAUAGAUGCCGCUGACACAAACUCUGAAGAGUCCCUUGAGAACAAGCAGGUGAGGCGCACUGAGCGCUUUGCCACUACAUUAAGGAAUGAAAUUCAGAUGAGAAGAGCCAAGUUGCAGAAAAGUAAAAGUGCAGCUGCCCUCCCUGAUACAGAAGGUGAGAAUGAAGAUGAUCACAAUGUGUGGAAAUCCACCGAAUGCACAACCCCGACCUCCGCUGAUGGCUCCUUCAGCACCACCUACAAGGAUCAUUUGAAGGAAGCACAAGCCAGGGUGCUAAAGGCUACCUCUUUCAGGAGAAAAGACCUGGAGCCUGUCUUACAUGAGCAUCAUUCUGCAGAGACUUCUUCUAACUAUACAUCCAUAACAAUGGUACGUAAAGACCCUCUGCCAACUGUCUCAGAGUCUGUAAGGAGUAAGUCGGGUCCAACCACCAGUCAGGUUACUCGCAUAGGCAGCCGAAAACGGUUCUCUACAGAAAAAAAGGUCAAAUCUUUCUCCGAGCCUGACAAAAUUCAUGAAGUUGGCAUGAAAGAGGAUAUUGCUCACAGUGAAAAUUUAGGCUCCUCACUAGACCAGCAGAUGCCCUCUGAAAGUGGCAAACCAGCGUUCCCCUGUUACAGUCCCCCCCAAAAUGACACCAAGAACCCCUCCGAAAACAAGGGCCAGGGUCUGGCAUUUACAAGGGAAAAUGAAGAUACAUUGACGGACAUCAAGAGUAGACCCGCUCCACCUACAGAGUAUCCUGAGAAGGUCCAAGGAGGCUCUACCUCUGCACAUAAGCAGUCUCUCCUUGAGCAUCAGAGGCUAGGCACCUUCGCUGAGUAUGAGGCCAGGUGGAAUAUACAAAAGAAAGCUCCAGAAACUAAAGCCUCAGGGCGAUACAGGUCAGCUGAUAACAUCCUGGAUCCAGGAACAGAUGAAAGAACAAAAACCACCUGUUACCACGAGAGAUCUCGGUCCUCUCCUUCUGCCGACAUUUAUGCACAGAAGUUUCCUGUUCCAGCAAGAAAGUCUGAGACAGAAUAUUCCCAGACGGAGAGCAGUAAACCUGCUGAACAGCUCAGUGCUGCCACAGGGUUCCCUGACAGAGGGCCUGCUGACUGUAAAGUAAGAGACAAGCCUGUGGAGUUUGAGCCUUACUCAGCGCCACCCCCUUCGCCCAUGACAGGAUCCAACCCCGACUGCAGACACAGAGCUGCCCCUUCCACUGUGAACCCUAGACCCACAUCUGUCUCCCACAGUCUCACAGACUCUGAGGACCACAGCCGUACCGAGCCACCGCCACCGCCACCGCCGCCCCCUGGACCGAGGAGGAAACCCUCAGUGCCCCCACCCAAAUGCCCAGAGAUCACCCCCUCUCUCUGUGACUCCCACGAGCCUUUCACUGGUUCCCAGAGCAAAGUCUUCACCCACAGUAAUCCUAACUCCGCCCCCCUCCCCACCCACUCUCCAAAGGGAGAUUCGGAGCAGGGCAAAGGACUCGUGGACAAAGGACAAGGGGCAGUGCAUCAGCUGGUGACAUCCAAUCCUCAGUCUGCCUCCUCUCCCCCGGCUUCCUCCCACAGACCUUCAGGGCUGAGCAGUAUGGAGGCGCAGCGCUCACCCUCUCCACAGUUUUCCCCGCAGAGACUCAGUGACAAGCCUCCAGUCUCCCUGCAGGAUGAAGACUCAAACAGGAUGGAGCAUGUGAUAGAAAAUCAAAAUACUGCAGUGAAGAAGGUACCCAUUAGGAUCGUCCACUCAGAGGGGGUCGCAGAGAAGGAGAAUUGUCCAUUUUUGCGGCACACUGACUCUCCUGCGGCUGAGGCUGAAGGCCCCACUAUACCCAGACUCGGCAGCCUGGGAGCUGCAGGGCAGGACUCGGUUUUCUGCGCCUUCACACGGCAGAAAGAUCCUGACAGUACAUCUGCCAGUCAGACACACCCAAAGCCCCAGAGAGACGCGUACAUGACCACCAUCAGCAGCAACAGCCAGUUUACAGACGAGUCCAACCAGACUCCUGUAACCUCAGGACUCACUGAGGAGGAUCAGAAGAGAGAGGAGCUGGCCAGGGACAUCAUGGGCAAGGACAAGUCACUCGCUGACAUUCUGGAUCAGAGCAAGAUGAAGACCACCAUGGAUCUGAUGGAGGGCAUCUUCCCUGAGGGGAACCAGCUGAUAGAGGGGGCUCAACAGCGCAGGAAGGCUUCUCCGAAACAAACAGCCCCUAGACCUACAGAGGAAAGGGAAAAGGAGGACAGUAUGGCUGCUGUCACCAUGGUGACAAGUGCUACAUAUUACAGCACAUCUGCUCCCAAGGCUGAGCUCCUUAUCAAGAUGAAGGACAUGCAGGAGCAGGAGGAAGACUCUGAAGACGAAUUGGACAUUGAUCUGGCAAACAAAAAGCAAGAGCUGAUUGACAGCCUCAGCAAGAAGCUUCAGGUGUUGCGGGAGGCACGGGAGAGUCUUCAGGAGGACAUCAUGGACAACAACGCACUGGGAGAUGAAGUGGAGGUCCAAGUCCAACAGGUCUGCAAACCCAAUGAGCUGGAUAAGUUCAGGAUGUUUGUCGGGGACCUGGAUAAGGUGGUUAGCCUGCUGCUGUCUUUGUCGGGCCGUCUGGCUCGAGUGGAAAACGCCCUCAACAGUCAGGAGGAGGACACUACACCUGAGGAGAGGCGUACAUUGAUUGAGAAGAGGAAGUUGUUGAUUCGACAGCAUGAGGAUGCCAAGGAGCUCAAGGAGAACCUGGACCGUAGGGAGCGUGUGGUUUAUGACAUUCUGGCCAACUAUCUGCCAGAAGACAGCCUUACAGACUACGAGCACUUUGUCAAGAUGAAGUCUGCGCUCAUCAUCGAGCAGCGCAAGCUUGAGGACAAAAUUAAACUGGGCGAGGAGCAACUCAAGUGUCUGAUGGACAGUCUGCCGAUAGAACAGAGGCUGUCAUUGUAAAGACGGGGGAGUUUUUUUUGUCUUUGAAAUAGGUCGAUCUCUGAAAAACAUAAAGACUGGUUUUGUUGAUCUGAACUGCAGUUGAUCCCUGCGUCCAGCAGAGGGAGACAAAGAUGAGAAUCUAUUUGCAGCAAUAGACACUGUUGUGUUUCCUAUCCUUUUUCUCGUCAGUGUCUCGCACAUAUACUUCUGCAGUGAAUCAUGUCCUACACUUCACAUCCUCUGAAGUUGACUGCCAUAUCCCAUUUGGAUCUUAGAGUUAACUCCUUUGUGAAAGAUGCUGCUUUUCCAGGCAUCAACAGCUGUAUCUAAUGUUUUU